AGCCAGCCCUCUGUGGCUGGAAAGGCCCUGAGGCCACUUCCCCGAAGUUGGGCAAUGGGUGUCAGUGUCACGUGUGUUCCCCUGCUUCCCAAAAUUGACCUGCAAAGUUUCCUGCCCUCCGGGUAGGGGCCAGGCAUUGCCUUCCUCACCUGCGACGCACUUCCUCUGACGGUGAAUCGGCCGAGAGAGAGGAGGGCUCGGUGGUCAGGCAGGAAUUGAGGCUGGGGGCUGCUCCCUGCCCACAGCCCCCCUGCAGGGUUGUGAUGCUCUGGAGCUGGCACCAAGCAGCGCCCUUGUAAAGCUGCGUGGCAAAAGGGGUUGGAAUGGCAGCUUCCCAUGGGUAGUUCCUCCUUCCAGCACCCUGAUCCUGCAUGGAGGGGAUAGAGGGGGACACUGCGUGUCUCUGCACCAUCCUCCAUCAGCUGGAGUGUCCUUCCUGUGACGGCGAUUCCACAUUGCACAACGCUUCUUCCGCUGUCAGGAAAGCACCCUAUAAACCCAUGUGUCCCCAGUUCCUCUCCAGUCUGCAGAGGCAGCUGGAGGAGGAGGCAAGCAGCACGGGGCCAGGUAAGUUGUGCUGUUUGAUUUCAGUUAGCAAAGGUUCUCUGUGUGGAGAGAUGGCAUGAAGAGGUUGGGGCUGCCUGAAUGCAGGGAAGCUGUUAUUAGCUGGGUGGUAAUGCUGGGGAGCGCAGCUGGGGGAUGCUACUGGGAGAUCACCCAUCCUGCUCGAGCUGCUUCUGCUUUAAUCCAUGUAAAACAAGCCCAAAUCUCCCAGGAGUUGGACCCAUCAAUCCUCCCAUCUUGGGAUAUUCUGUGAUUGUUCCUGUGAUGGUACCACUGCUACCAGUGUCUUUGUUCACACGUGUCCACUCUGGUCUACACAAAUGCCAGGAAGCAGAGCAGCCAUGGGAGAGGUGAGGGCUGUGGGGUGUUGUGUGCCAUGUUAAAGCCAUUCCUUAACAGCUAAGGUGCAGAGGAUCCAUACUGUAUCUGUGAGCACUGCCCAACGACCACCUCCAGCAGACGCCUCUGUCCCACGUCCCCAUCAGCCAAACCCUUUGCUGAAAGCAUGGACAUCAUAGAGAAGGUCUUUUCCAUCGCCCAUGCCAUCCACAGCCAGUUCGAGCACGUCAAGUGCUGCAAGCACCAGUGCCAGCGUCUCGUGGAGCGCAUCCACAUCCUGCUGGAGCCUGUGCGGGUCCUGCAGGCUCAGCCAUCGUGGUGGAUCUCCCAGCAUGAAGAGCAAAUGCUGACCAAGCUGCUCCAGGCGCUGGGGGAGGCCCAGAAGCUGGUGACGAAAUACAGCCAGACCAGCUGGAUCCAGAAGUUCCUGAGUGCCCGCAGCAGCGGAGAGGAGUUUGUUUGGGUGAACAGGAGCCUGGAGGACAUCGCCCAAGGGCUAUCGCUGCUGCUACAAGCAGAGCAGAAGCAGGCGUUGCUGGAGGCCUUCCAGACAAAGAACUGUCGCAGGCAAGAUGCUGAGGAUCUCAGGGAUGACAAGGCUUUCCUGGACCAGGUGAUCGCAAGUACCAAAGAGCCUGAAGAUAAGAACUGGGAGAUCCAGAUGGGCAGUCAGUGCAUGGAGAGCAAGGUAGACUGGAUGCAAGGAGAGCUGAACAAAAUCGUGCGUGUGAUGGACAGCUUGAAGAAGGUCAAUGUUGGUAAAAGGGAAGCCAUCACAGAGAUCGAGCGGAGCCAGCUCACCUUCCGCAGACACCUGCAGGACACCGAGCGCUAUGACCUCUAUGAGGGAGAAUAUCUCAAGUACCCGGUUGCCAUCAAAACCUUCAAGAGGCCACUGACCACUGACACAGUGAAGGUGAGAGACAUCUUCGAGAAGGAGAUUCAGACCCUGAAGAAGUUUGAGUCUCCAAAUAUCCUGCGCAUGUAUGGGAUCUGCAUUGAGGAGAAAGAUGGGAUCCCCUGCUUCUCCAUCGUCAUGGAGUACUGCAAGCAUGGGACGCUGCGGGAGGUGCUGACCAAGCAACGGCAUCUCUCCUGGGAAGUCCGCAUUCGGAUGGCCCUGGGAGCUGCAAGGGGCCUUUACAGAUUACACCAGACAGAGGAGAAGUCCCGACUGCACGGCUGCAUCUGCAGCAGCAAGUUCCUGGUGGCUGGGGAUUACUGUGUGAAGCUGUCAGGAUUUGAGCUGUGUGAAACAGAGUCUUCCAUCAAGAGAAAAGUCAAUAAGAAGAGCUUGAACCAAGUCUAUAUGUUGGCUUACAUUGCCCCUGAGAACCUGAUGGACGUCUAUUACCCCUACAAGAGGUCCUGUGAGAUAUACAGCUUUGGGAUUGUGCUGUGGGAGAUUGCAACCUCCAAAAUCCCAUUUGAAGGCUGCUCUCUCCAGGAGAUCAGGGACAAAAUCUGUGACCGGCAGUUCCAGGACCCAGUCGGGGAAGAUUGUCCUGAAGAGAUGGAGAAAAUCAUCAACCAGUGUCGGGCCUUCGAUCCGUUCCAGCGCCCGUCUGCUGAGCGUGAGUGUCCUGAAGGCAUUCCCCACAUGUCAGACACCUCCGUGGUGAAUCUGUGCCUUGUUUGCCAUCGGAUUUUGCCCAGUUUUGUCUCUUUGGAUCCCCCCUUGUCCUGCUGACACCGCCAGGCCUCCUAAGAGCUGGUUUCCUUCUGUCUCCUCAUAGAGACCAUUCACACAACAGCGUUUAUCCUCACCACACAGCCUGCUCUGCUCUGUUCAGGCUAACACUGACCUUACCUUCCACAGAGAUCGUGGACCUGCUGGCUGACCUGGAGAAGAGGAGGUAUCAGGGCAUCUAGCUGCAGAGAGCCUCAGCAGGCCGCCCAGACUGGCCUCCCUGCCUUAAAUAUAUGUUUAAAUAUAUGUUUAUUUGUUUAACUAA
Molecule: messenger RNA, 2858 nt
Organism: Coturnix japonica (Japanese quail)
Lineage: Eukaryota; Metazoa; Chordata; Aves; Galliformes; Phasianidae
Gene: MLKL
Product: mixed lineage kinase domain like pseudokinase
Biological process (GO): necroptotic signaling pathway; protein phosphorylation; cell surface receptor signaling pathway
Molecular function (GO): ATP binding; protein tyrosine kinase activity
Source: RefSeq, a predicted model, not a curated record